Messenger RNA from Nymphaea colorata (pocket water lily), 1971 nucleotides. Its product is annotated as shikimate kinase 3, chloroplastic-like. The transcript has 10 exons. Gene Ontology annotation, cellular component: chloroplast. Gene Ontology annotation, molecular function: shikimate kinase activity. Lineage: Eukaryota; Viridiplantae; Streptophyta; Magnoliopsida; Nymphaeales; Nymphaeaceae. Bases 601 to 1512 code for a protein of 303 amino acids. The record is from RefSeq and is a predicted model, not a curated record.
GUUACCCAGCACACCUACCCACUUCCUCCUCAUUUUUGGUACAUCUGUGCUUCUUCUUUUCGACGACAUUGAACCCUUCACACCAUCCUAAGGAAAGAAAUUUAGUAAGGUUUUCCAUUUUUAAUAUCACUAACAUCUGGUCACCACGUGUGGAGGGGAAACCUCCUCUUUAUCUCGUUGGUGAUGUACCAUAUUCCGCAUCAACAUUAGUCAUCUGCAAGUCAUCUUGUCCACGGCCAGCAUUGUUGCGGCAGAAUAUCCAUGCUUUUGGUCAUCUUUUUCUGGUGCUUUUUGGAUCGAGUGUGUUUCGUAACCGAAAAGGUUCACUUUUACUUGGUCUGUGUUUUUUUUUCUUGUUGGUGGCUGGAAUCCUCUUCCUGGUUGUUUCUGGGGUUCUGUUUUUUCUUUUUUGUUGGGCAUUGGGGUUGGUCGGGCAAUACCCUUCAACAGUGGUUGCAUUUUUGUCGAAUCUGGGAAGAAUUACUAAGUGGGCAUCGGAGUUUUGGAUUCUCGAAUCGCAUUUACUCAAGGGCGGGAGUUUUUUUUCGGCGCUCUUGAGUCGUUGGUAGUUGAUCGUUUGAUUGGAAAAGGUGGGGCUUCAUGGAGAAUUAUGGUGCAUUAUGUCUGCACGCUUGUGGAGGGCUCUGUUUCGAGAAAAGGAAGACCAAGGUGCAGGGUUCACUCCUCUUGCAGAGCUGGCCGGAGAGGAAGGGCGUGGGAGUCGCUCCAUCGCGCGACCUAUUGUUGAAGACUGCGGCUUGCAAAUCGAAGGCUGCCUCACCCAUCAAGUGCUUUUGUUCCUAUAAGGAUCCUGCAGUGCCUUGUGAAUUGAAAGCAAAGAACUUUAGGUCUCCUGAUGACGAGGCCUUGAUUUUGAAGGACAAAGCUCAAGAGGUUAUCCCAUAUUUAAAUGGGAACUGCAUAUUUCUUGUAGGAAUGAUGGGAUCUGGUAAAACUACUGUGGGAAAAAUUUUGUCUGAAGCACUAGGCUAUUACUUUUUUGACAGUGACAAAUUGGUAGAGGAGGCUGUAGGUGGAGUUUCGGUUGCUCAAAUAUUUAAGGAGUAUAGUGAACAGUUCUUUAGAGAGAAUGAGACUAAGGUUCUGAAAGACUUGUCUACAAUGCAUCGACUUGUUGUGGCAACUGGUGGUGGUGCUGUCAUCCGGCCAAUCAAUUGGAAAUAUAUGAAACGAGGUGUCACUGUCUGGCUAGACGUGCCUUUGGAAGCUCUAGCUAGGAGGAUUGCUGCAGUGGGGACACAUUCACGGCCUCUUUUGCAUCAUGAACCUGGAGAUGCAUACACAAAGGCUUUUCUACGGUUGUCUGCACUUUCUGAAGAGAGAGCAGAUGCUUAUGCUAAUUCUGAUGCAACAGUUUCACUUGAGGAUAUUGCUUACAAGCUAGGGCUUGAAGAUGUAUCGGCUCUCACACCAACAACAAUUGCCAUUGAGGCACUGGUAAAAAUUAAUGAGUUUCUUAGCUGGAAGGGAGGCAAUGGACAUGUUUUCUGAGUCCUUGCCUUGGCAGCAAAGCCAAUAUUUGUUCUACGUUAUUUUUGUUUUGGUUAUUACUAGACGACAACAUUUCACUGCUUUCUGCUGUACAGAGGACAAGUUGUACAAAGCUUCGACAACUGAUGAGAUAAUUCACCAAUGCCUAGAACCCCUCUGUCAUCAGGCCUCUAUUUUCAAUGGCUUGAUAUAUCAACCAAGAUGGUUAGAUUGGGGAAGAUUGAAUAUACUGAAAGCUGCAGGUAGAAUUGGAGGGAAACCUUUUCUUUUCUUUCUUUUCAUGACUGUAUUAAGCAGGGAGGCGGUAAUGACUUGAUCCUUAUUAUUUUCUUUGAUUAAGCAAAAGCAUUUGAGUUGUACGCAGAAAAACUUGCAGGCUCUAGAGGUGCAGGUUUGUUGAACUUGCUGACCGAAAGGCAGUGUUAUUGAAUUCAUAGCUCUGUGGAUUCUGUUUAUAUA